Cannabis sativa is the source of this 2531-nucleotide messenger RNA. RefSeq names its product P-loop NTPase domain-containing protein LPA1 homolog 1. NCBI's taxonomy places the organism in Eukaryota, Viridiplantae, Streptophyta, Magnoliopsida, Rosales, Cannabaceae. Bases 11 to 1813 code for a protein of 600 amino acids. The transcript has 6 exons. The record is from RefSeq and is a predicted model, not a curated record.
GUGUGUAGAGAUGGCGGAGGUGACGAAAGUACUGUACAUAGUUGUGGUGGACGAAGAAGAAAAGAGGGAGAAAGGGAAAGAGUCGUUUCGUUAUACGCGUCCCGUUCUGCAAAGUACUCUUCAACUCAUGGGUUGCAAAGCUCGGCAUGCAUUUAAGAUUAGCCAAAGAGUUUUUGAGUUGUUAAGACUUCUAGAAGGGCAAGAUAAGGCAGGUUCCAAUGCUUCAAUUGACCAGGACGAGAAGGGAAAUGCUUUUCAUAGAGACAGUUUCUUGGAGAAAACAGAGGUUGUCAAGCAAUUAGUUUCUGGGAAAGAUGAUAAAAGUAGGAGUGUACCAUUCGAAUUGUACAAAAGACGCACAACUAUUGUUGUUAUGAGAGAAACCUUUCUAAAUGUUGUUUGCAAUGCCUUGGCUGAGUAUAAGUAUGUUGGUCCUAACCAGAGGGCAGACCUAGUAUUGGCAUGCAGAAUUCGAGAAAGGAAGGAAUCUAUAACUGUCUUGUUAUGUGGCACUAGUGGCUGCGGCAAAUCUACUUUAUCUGCCUUGCUGGGUAGCAGGUUAGGAAUUACAACAGUGAUAUCUACCGACUCCAUUCGGCAUAUGAUGAGAAGCUUUGUAGAUGAGAAGCAAAAUCCUCUACUAUGGUCUUCAACCUAUCAUGCAGGGGAGUUCUUGGAUCCCGUGGCUGUUGCAGAAGCAAAGGCUAAGAGGAAAGCCAAAAAGUUAGCUGGUACGACACAUUCACUUUCUAAAGACGAAGCAGCUAAUGGCUCUACUGCUGGGAUGUCUGAGGCUCAUAAAUUGGAGGUUGGCUCUGGUACUACUGAUUUGCUCAGUCCAAAGCAGAUGGCUGUUGAAGGCUUCAAAGCUCAAAGUGAGAUGGUAAUUGACAGUCUUGAUCGCUUGAUUACAGCUUGGGAAGAGAGGAAAGAAUCUGUGGUUGUUGAGGGUGUCCACUUGAGCCUUAAUUUUGUGAUGGGACUGAUGAAGAAACAUCCCUCAAUCGUUCCAUUCAUGAUUUACAUCACAAAUGAAGAUAAGCACUUGGAACGGUUUGCAGUUCGUGCUAAGUAUAUGACUUUGGACCCAGCCAAAAACAAAUAUGUAAAGUACAUACGUAACAUUAGAACAAUUCAGGAAUACCUGUGCAAGCGGGCUGACAAGCAUCUUGUACCCAAAAUAAACAAUACCAAUGUUGAUAAGAGCGUAGCAGCUAUCCAUGCAACAGUAUUUAGCUGUCUUCGAAGGCGUGAAGCUGGUGAACAACUCUAUGACCCCAUGACAAAUACAGUUUCUAUGGUAGAUGAGGAAUAUAGAAACCAAUGUGCAGCUAACUCCUUGAGUUCUAAAGGAAUGUUUCAACUGAUUCAAAGGCAAGGUUCAUCGAGGCAUCUUAUGACUCUUGUUAAUAUUGAUGGUACGGUGGCUAGGACUUGGCCUAUUGAAGCAGUUGAUGGUAAUGGGAAACCUUUGUUGGGCAAUGUAGAUCAGACUGGCAAGGGAGAACCAGUUAAUCUUCAGUUUGGGCUAUACGGGAUUACUGCUUGGCCCAGUGAUGGUGGCACCAGUCAUGCUGGAAGCAUUGACGAGUCAAGGGUUGAUGGAACUGAAACUGGUAGCAGGUAUUAUUCUUCUUGCUGCAGCUCACCAAGGAUGUCUGAUGGACCUUCCAAGGAGCUCAAGGAGGAGAAUUCAGUUUAUGGCAGUGAUGGCAGUGAUGAAGAGGUUGAUGACCAACCUGAGGCUGGCAGCGAUGACGAUUUCAGUGAUGAUGGUGACAAACUUGUUGAUGAGGAGGUAAAAGAUAUUUGAUUGGUGUUUUUGUUCAAAACUACUAGCUUGAAAUAGACUACAUCGAGAAGUGGGAGACCUGGAUGAAUCUCUGGUGUAACUAAGAACUUCAUAGUUAUUACCCUUUUCAUUUCCGAAUAUUCAGUCCCUUUAUUAUUCUCUUUUUUUUUUUUUCUUUUAACUAUUUUUCAGGUAGGCUCAGUUGAUGAGGAGUCCACAAAAUCAGAUGAAGAGUAUGAUGACCUGGCAAUGCAGGAUAUGAUGGAAAAUGGGUACUGGUCAGAAGAUGAAGAAGAAGCCAAGGAUAAGAUUGUUGUGCCUGUUUCAGGGGAUCCUUUACUGCGGAGACAACAAAGGGAUCGUCGAAACAUGGAUCAAUUUCAAAGAACUAGAAGCGAUCCCUUGUCUGAACCACUGUGUUCGUACUCGUCUCUGCUCAGGGAGAGAAAUGAAUCGAGAAUGUCAUCUUCCGCCAACAGCAAAACCAGGAAACGGUCCCUCAGUAUUCCAGCUCUUGGAAAGCAUGGUUCAGUCAUUAGUGGAGCCUUGUUUACUGGAGCUCCUCAGGAGUCGGGACCAGCCUAACAAAUAACAAUUUUGGUGUAGAUUAAUUGUGGUUUUCCCUUUGUUCUAAAAAUAAAACUGUUUGGGGUAGCCAUUUGGUUUGUAAAUCGUUCAGAAUGCUUGUGAAAUCGUGGUGGCUUUGUAGAAUUGCAAAAGUUCAGUUUGGUUUUGGGCA